CAUUCCCGAAAUAGAUUCCCGCGUGCUCGCAUCUCCGAUCGGCGAAGAUCGAAGUCAGAUCCAACAUCCCCACCUCCACCGACCUCACGAAACGAACUUCUCCAGCUCCUCCUGAGGCCCCAGGCAUCGGGAAAGUAGAGACCAAUAUGAUGGGCGAGCCAGCACUCACCUGCUGGCUCCUAGACACGCGCAGCCUCUGGCCCGGCGAGCGCAUCGAAGACUCCGCUGCCGACGCCCUCCGCCUCGUCAGUCCCGAAGAACACGCCCACAUCACGCGCAAAUACCACAUGGCCGACGCGCGCAUGUCGCUCGCGUCCGCCCUCCUCAAGCGCCUCUUCGUGCACCUCUCCCUCCGCAUCCCGUGGGCCGAGAUCCGCUACGCGCGCAAAGGCGACCCCAAGCACGGCAAGCCGUGCGCCAUCCUGCCGGACGGCUCGCGCGCGCCGCUCGAGUUCAACAUCUCGCACCAGGCGGGCCUGGUCAGCCUGAUCGGGUGCAAGCGCGGCGACGUGGAGCUGGGGACGGACAUUGUGUGCGUGAACGAGCGCAACGAUUACCGGGUGAUUGACGAGGAGGGGUUUGAGGGGUGGGUGGAUAUGUACGCUGAGAUCUUUGGCGAGGAGGAGAGCUGGGAUAUGAAGUAUACGGUUGACUCGUUUAAGCUGCUGGAUGGGACGGUGGUCACGGCGGCGGAUAUUGGGCGCGGGGAUCGGUGUUGUGCGCGGGGGAGGGAGUUGAGGGCGAUGUUGGACACCGGGGAGGAGGUGGUGUUCUCGAGUGAUUUGCUGAUUGAGGCGAAGUUGAGAAGGUUUUAUACGUUUUGGUGCUAUAAGGAGGCGUUUAUUAAGUUGUCCGGGGAGGCGUUGUUGGCGAAGUGGUUGAAGGAGUUGGAGUUCAGGAAUGUAAGGAGUCCGGCGCCGGGGACGGUGGCGAGGUGCUCGACGCAUGGCACGUGGGGGGAAAGGGUGGGUGAUGUGGAGGUGUGGAUGCAUAGGAAGAGGUUGGGGGAUGUGAAGAUGGAAAUCCAGGCGUUUGAGGAGGAGUUUAUGGUGGCUGUGGCCAUUCAGCCGGCGAGCAAGUUGCCGGAGGGGGGGUUUCCGGGGUUUGUGGGGUUGGAUCUUCAGAGGGAUAUCUUGGAGGUUGCGAGGAGUUCUUAGGGGAGGUGGCUUAUUACGACUGGAACGGCAUAUGAGCGUAUGGUAAGCUAUCUUCGAAACUCGAUAACAUAUUUCGGCGUCGAAGGGAAGAGGUUUAAGGGAGAUACAUGAAGCUGAAAAACCAAUGCGAGAAAAGGAUAUCAACACCUGUAUAACGGUUGUAACUCGUAUUUUGACGAGAUCAGUAAUGGAAACACUUCAACAUAUCAUCGCGAUCGAGGACAUCAAAUUGUCUACAAUGGUCUGCGACUGUUCUAGGUGCUUGGAGGGAUAUAUGAACAUCAACCGU
Mytilinidion resinicola is the source of this 1446-nucleotide messenger RNA. RefSeq lists its product as uncharacterized. The transcript is spliced from 2 exons. Gene Ontology annotation, molecular function: holo-[acyl-carrier-protein] synthase activity; magnesium ion binding. Bases 147 to 1157 code for a protein of 336 amino acids. Gene Ontology annotation, cellular component: cytosol. The record is from RefSeq and is a predicted model, not a curated record. Lineage: Eukaryota; Fungi; Ascomycota; Dothideomycetes; Mytilinidiales; Mytilinidiaceae.